Tilletiaria anomala UBC 951 is the source of this 715-nucleotide messenger RNA. RefSeq lists its product as uncharacterized. The record is from RefSeq and is a predicted model, not a curated record. Lineage: Eukaryota; Fungi; Basidiomycota; Exobasidiomycetes; Georgefischeriales; Tilletiariaceae. Bases 213 to 599 code for a protein of 128 amino acids. The transcript has a single exon.
CACGCCUUCUGGUUAUGCUCCCGUUUACUUUGUUUGACCGAUGCAAAAUAUAAAUGUUCCCGCCCCACGUGGAACAUCUUUUUACGGUUCUUCGCUUCCUCCCCUUGAGCUGGUCUCCAAUCAUAUCUCAUCUUUUCAAGAAUUUUCAAAUCUAGAGUCGUUUCUCGUUGGUUGAGAAGGAAACUCCACACAGGAUUUGAUAUCCAUUGUCCAUGCUGUCCACACCAUCAAUUUCGAAGUAUGCUGUCCUCGUUCGCCGUAUGCUUCCUCACAUACGGCACCCUCGAGCAUGUUGCAGUUCUGCUUGCGGUGGUAAACUGAUGCACGUUUGCUGCCCUCAAGCGUGGUCGAUAAGAAGCGACGCCGAAGCAGACGCACGACUGGGACGGUGGGUAUGCUGCGCUGAUUACUUGUCUGGUACCGGCUCUUCCUCAGGCGGUGCGUUCGGCAAUAGCGACGGAAUCAGCCAAGGGAGCAACGGCUCGGACUCGGACUCUGGCUCUGGCUCUAGCACUGACUCUGAUGACGGCGCUGACACAGGACCAGACACGGGUACAGACGUAGAGUCCGGGUCCGGCUUUGGUGACGGCACUGAUUGAACAUCCAGAUCUCCUCACACCAGCCCUGGCACUGAUGUUUCGACCAUUGGUGUCCCUUCUGCUACUGAUGUCUGCCCUUCGGGUCUCGCCGUUGGCGAAUGCAGAUCAGGAUCUGA